Messenger RNA from Cladophialophora carrionii CBS 160.54, 597 nucleotides. RefSeq lists its product as uncharacterized. Lineage: Eukaryota; Fungi; Ascomycota; Eurotiomycetes; Chaetothyriales; Herpotrichiellaceae. The record is from RefSeq and is a predicted model, not a curated record. Bases 1 to 597 code for a protein of 198 amino acids. The transcript has a single exon.
AUGGAGGGUUCGCGGUCCAUCUAUAUCAUCGGAGCCCAGUGUACGGGCAAGACGACCUUAGUAGAGGACGUGGCUGAGGCGCUCCGAACCCAGGGGGCCGGGCCCUUCGCCACCAUCAAGGAGCUCGCUCGUGGCAUCCUGAACACAGCCAACAUAACCAGAGAUGACAUCCGAGCAGGAAACGCAGGAGCAAUGGAGUUCCAGAAGCUUGUGCUUGGCGCGCAACUCAACGAGGAACUCGAUCGGGAACGUCGUGGCCUCAUCGUCUCAGACCGAUCUGGGAUCGAUCCCAUCGCCUACGCAACGCUGUACGGCCCACCCGAAGUUGCCAGGGACCUGCUCGAGAGCGACGCUUGGAGGGUUCUCAGGGAAAAGAUGCGGAAAGGGCUCAUCAUUCUCUGUGAGCCGGUUCGAGAGUGGCUGUUUGACGACGGCACGAGAUUAAUGCCAGCCGAUGACGCCGAGUGGUAUGAGCUACAUACCGUCUUCAUCCGCUUGCUACAACAGACUGGCAUAACAUAUGAAGUGGUGCCGGCGACAUGUACGUCAAGAGAAGAGAGAGUUGCCCGGGUGCUCGCGCGAUGGAGGAUCAAGUGA